UAAUUUCCCAAUGUAAACAGUAAACUUGCCAUUUCUUUUCCCAUGGACCAUCUCUCUAUAAAUUCCUCUCCUUCCAUCCCCCAAACACUCACACUCACACCCAAUUCUCCCUUUUAUAAUCUCUCUCCUUAUUGCACACAUGGCUGCCCCUCUUGUCUUCCAAUUACGUAGGUGCCAACCGGAACUGGUUGCUCCUGCGAAGCCUACACCUCAUGAGUUUAAGCAACUUUCUGAUAUCGAUGACCAAGAGGGUCUUAGGUUUCAGAUUCCAGUGAUACAGUUCUAUCGAUAUGAUCCGCGCAUGGAGGGGAGAGAUCCUGCGAAGGUGAUAAAAGAGGCGAUUGCGAAGGCGUUGGUCUUUUACUACCCUUUUGCGGGUAGGUUGAGGGAAGGGCCUGGGCGGAAGUUGUUUGUGGAGUGCACAGGAGAAGGGGUUUUGUUUAUUGAAGCGAAUGCUGAUGUGAGUUUGGAGCAGUUUGGUGAUGCUCUUCAGCCUCCGUUCCCGUGCUUGGAUGAGCUUCUUUAUGAUGUGCCGAACUCUGGUGGGGUUCUUGACUGUCCGUUGUUGCUUAUUCAGGUGACACGACUCAAGUGCGGUGGUUUCAUCUUUGCUCUCCGUUUGAAUCAUACGAUGAGUGAUGCUGCUGGUCUUGUUCAAUUUAUGAUGGCUGUUGGAGAGAUGGCACGUGGCGCCCGUGCUCCGUCUGUUCUUCCAGUGUGGCAAAGGGCUCUCUUGAAUGCGAGGGACCCACCGAAAGUGACUUGCCACCACCGUGAGUAUGAUGAAGUUGCUGACACCAAAGGCACCAUUAUCCCACUCGACGACAUGGCUCAUCGGUCUUUCUUCUUUGGCCCAGCUGAGAUAUCUGCCAUUCGAAAAACCUUACCUGCCCACCUUCGCAACUGCUCCUCCUUCGAGGUCCUCACAGCUUGCCUCUGGCGCUUUCGCACCAUAUCCCUUCAGCCCGAUCCGGAGGAGGAAGUGCGAGUACUCUGCAUCGUGAACUCCCGCUCCAAGUUCAAUCCUCCGUUGCCAUCAGGGUAUUACGGCAACGCAUUUGCUUUCCCAGUGGCGCUCACUACCGCUGGCAAGCUUUGCCUUAAUCCAUUAGGCUAUGCUCUGGAACUUGUCCAAAAGGCCAAGGCUGACGUGACGGAGGACUAUAUGAAGUCUGUAGCGGAUCUUAUGGUAAUCAAAGGGCGGCCUCAUUUCACCGUGGUCAGAUCAUACCUUGUGUCGGACGUGACAAGAGCCGGGUUUGGGGAGGUGGACUUCGGGUGGGGGAAGGCUGCAUACGGCGGACCGGCCAAGGGUGGCGUCGGCGCAAUCCCCGGCGUGGCGAGCUUUUACAUACCAUUCAAGAACAAGAAGGGAGAGGAGGGAAUUCUGGUGCCUCUGUGCUUGCCGGCUCCUGCCAUGGAAAUAUUUGUGGGAGAACUUGACGCCUUGUUGAAGGCAAAAGAACCCAUUGGAGUUCAAAACCAGAAGCCAUCGUUCAUUCCGUCUGCUCUGUGAUCACCAUCAAAAACUCAUAUAGUAGCCAAAGAAAUAAUUAUUAUGAGAAAGUUUGAUAUGUCCUGCAUUGUAUUUUGAAAGUUUGUAAUUUAUACAUUUUUGGGGUUAAUUAAUUUGGAGCAUAUAGUACAACUCAUUCGAAUAUAAUUACGGCUUAACCAUAAUUGGUAUAUAGUUUCAAAGUUAUCCAUCAAUCUAUAUGUUGUAUUAAAAAAGAAA
Momordica charantia (bitter melon) is the source of this 1735-nucleotide messenger RNA. RefSeq names its product benzyl alcohol O-benzoyltransferase. Lineage: Eukaryota; Viridiplantae; Streptophyta; Magnoliopsida; Cucurbitales; Cucurbitaceae. The record is from RefSeq and is a predicted model, not a curated record.